AGAGAGAGAAAACAGGAGAGAGAGAGAGACACACACAGUUAUUAUAAUGUAGAAAAUAAUAAGUGGGGUUCAAAUGGUCAACCAAUGUAGAGAGAGAAAGAGAGAGACUCUUCAUAAUUCAUCCACACCAACAUAUAUUCGUUCCUCUACUCAUUCAUACCUUUGAUUAUUAAUAAUCAAACAUAGUCACCCACCCACCCAACUCCCUUCACAACAAGUCUCCUCUCUUUCUCUCUCUCUCCUCUCUCUUUUCCUCACCAUUUCCUUCCCUUCUCUUCUUUUUAUUCUUCAUUUUCCUCCAAAACCUUCACUCCAAACCAUUCAACAACAGGCUCAUAUUCAUUAUACUUUUGCUUAUUAAUCAAAGAUAAAUGGGUUCUGAUGAUAUUUGUAACACUGGUCUUGUUCUAGGGUUAGGUAUUACUUGUACAGAAACUCCAUUGAAGAGUAUUGAUCAGAGGUCAAAGAAUUUCGGUUUCGAGCCGUCUCUGACGUUGGGACUUUCCGGUGAUCGGACUUAUGGUCAGUCUGGUGAUUUGUAUCGGCAAGAUAGUACGACAGCUUCGUCGUUCUCGAAUGCUAGUGUGAAGAGGGAGAGAGAGAUUGGUGGUGAAGAGGUGGAGAUAGAGAGAGUGUCGUCGAGGGUGAGUACGGAUGAAGACGAUGAUGGAAUGAAUCCGAGGAAGAAACUUCGACUCACCAAAGAUCAGUCUGCUCUUUUAGAAGAAAGCUUCAAACUGCACAGCACUCUCAACCCAAAACAAAAGCAAGAUUUAGCGAGGGAGUUAAAUCUAAGGCCUCGACAAGUUGAAGUUUGGUUCCAGAAUCGAAGAGCCAGGACAAAGCUUAAGCAAACAGAAGUGGACUGUGAGUUCUUGAAGAAAUGCUGUGAGACACUAACAGAUGAGAACAGGAGGCUACAAAAGGAGCUUCAAGAACUGAAAGCAAUCAAAUUGGCCCAAUCCUUCUACAUGCAGCUGCCGGCGGCCACUCUCACCAUGUGCCCGUCCUGCGAGAGGAUCGGCAGCGCCGCCACCACUACUGCCGCCGACAAAACUUCCAAGAAUCCAUUAACAAUGGCCCCAAAGCCUCACUUCUUUAACCCCUUCACCAAUUCAUCAGCAGCUUGUUAAGUUGAUAAGUUGUUAGAUAAGAUAUAGAAACUUCCCCCACAACCCACCUUUUUUUUUUGGUUAAGGGUAUGUAAUGAAAGAUUAGUAUUUAAUUAGCUAAUUUGUAGAAAAAAAUAUAAGUUACUAAUCAAUCUUCUGAUCUCCUCUCUUUCUUCAUGUGUUUGUAAAUUAUACAUGUAUUUCUAUAUCUAUAUAUAUGAAGGGAUUAUUAUGACGUAA
Messenger RNA from Cornus florida, 1352 nucleotides. Its product is annotated as homeobox-leucine zipper protein HAT22-like. NCBI's taxonomy places the organism in Eukaryota, Viridiplantae, Streptophyta, Magnoliopsida, Cornales, Cornaceae. Bases 372 to 1133 code for a protein of 253 amino acids. The record is from RefSeq and is a predicted model, not a curated record. The transcript has 3 exons. Gene Ontology annotation, biological process: regulation of DNA-templated transcription. Gene Ontology annotation, molecular function: DNA-binding transcription factor activity, RNA polymerase II-specific; sequence-specific DNA binding.